CCCCGGAUCGGGCUGGGCCGGCGCCCAUGGCGAGCGCGGCCUGCCCGGGCCCGGAGGACCCUGCCAUGUGAGGCAAAGCCCGGGCUGGGGGCCCGGCCAUGGCCGGCGAACGGCCCCCGCUGCGGGGCCCUGGGCCGGGGCCCGGAGAGGCGCCGGGGGAGGGGCCCCCGGGCCCGGGGGGCGCAGGCGGAGGCCCGGGCCGGGGCCGCCCCUCCUCCUACCGGGCUCUCCGCAGCGCAGUGUCCAGCCUGGCGCGGGUGGACGAUUUCCACUGCGCCGAGAAGAUCGGGGCCGGCUUCUUCUCUGAGGUCUACAAGGUUCGGCACCGACAGUCAGGGCAAGUGAUGGUGCUGAAGAUGAACAAGCUCCCCAGUAACCGGGGCAACACGCUCCGGGAGGUGCAGCUGAUGAACCGGCUCCGGCACCCUAACAUCCUAAGGUUCAUGGGAGUCUGUGUACACCAAGGGCAGCUGCACGCUCUCACGGAGUAUAUGAAUGGGGGGACCCUGGAACAGCUGCUCAGCUCCCCCGAGCCCCUAUCCUGGCGGGUCAGGCUCCGCCUGGCUCUGGACAUUGCCCGAGGCUUGCGGUACCUGCAUGCCAAGGGUGUGUUCCACCGAGACCUCACAUCCAAGAACUGUCUGGUCCGCCGGGAAGACCGAGGCUUCACGGCUGUUGUGGGUGACUUCGGGCUGGCUGAAAAGAUCCCUGUGUACAGGGAGGGGGCAAGGAAGGAGCCGCUGGCUGUGGUGGGUUCCCCGUACUGGAUGGCCCCAGAGGUGUUGCGAGGCGAGCUGUAUGACGAGAAGGCCGACGUCUUCGCCUUCGGGAUUGUCCUGUGCGAGCUCAUUGCCCGAGUACCUGCGGACCCUGACUACUUACCCCGGACCGAGGACUUUGGCCUGGACGUGCCUGCUUUCCGCACGCUGGUGGGGGACGACUGCCCGCUGCCUUUCCUGCUCCUGGCCAUCCACUGCUGCAGCAUGGAACCCAGCACCCGUGCUCCCUUCACCGAAAUCACCCAGCACCUGGAGUGGAUCCUGGAGCAGCUGCCUGAACCAGCCCCGCAGCCCAGGACUCCCCUGGCCUACAAUCAGGGGUCUGUUCUAAGAGGGGGUCCCUCGGCCACGCUGCCCAGGCCGGACCCCCGGCUCUCCCGGAGCCGGUCAGACCUCUUCCUGCCCCCAUCACCAGAAUCGCCCCCCAACUGGGGGGACAGUCUGACGCGAGUGAACCCCUUCUCUCUACGGGAAGACCUCAGGGGUGGCAAGAUCAAGCUCCUGGACACACCCAGCAAGCCGGUCACACCCCUGCCCCUUGUACCGCCAUCACCGAUGCCCUCCACCCAGCUGCCCUUGGUGAGCACGCCGGAGAACCUGGUCCAGCCAGGAACACCUGCCCGCCGCUGCCGCUCGCUGCCCUCGUCCCCUGAGCUUCCUCGACGUAUGGAGACGGCACUGCCAGGUCCUGGCCCUCCCGCCAUGGCCCCCUCAGCUGAAGAGAAGAUGGAAUGUGAGGGUAGCAGCCCUGAGCCAGAGCCUCCAGGACCAGCUCCCCGGCUGCCCCUGGCCGUGGCCACAGACAACUUCAUCAGCACUUGCUCCGCCUCCCAGCCCUGGUCCCCUAGAUCAGGACCUCCCCUUAACAACAACCCCCCGGCUGUGGUCGUGAACUCCCCGCAAGGCUGGGCUGGGGAGCCCUGGAACCGGGCUCAGCACAGCCUGCCCCGGGCAGCAGCCCUGGAGCGGACAGAACCCUCGCCACCCCCUUCAGCACCCCGGGAGCCCGACGAGGGGCUACCCUGUCCUGGAUGCUGCCUCGGCCCCUUCAGCUUUGGCUUCUUGUCCAUGUGCCCCCGCCCCACACCAGCUGUUGCCCGCUACCGCAACCUGAACUGUGAGGCAGGCAGCCUCCUCUGCCACCGAGGGCACCACGCCAAGCCACCCACACCCAGCCUGCAGCUGCCUGGGGCACGCUCUUAGCAGUGGGGCCUGUGGUCUCGGGACACCCUGUGAGGACAGAGUGCACUUGCUGGCCAGUGCCAGCCCCAGACGGGCUGACCGGCUCUUCUCCCCGUCUAGGGGAGCCUCAGCGUGGACUUGAGGGACGGAGCACUUUUCCUAUCCGACCCCUGGGCUCGCCCUCCCAUGGGGGUCACUGAACCAGACACAGCAUUGCUGACACACAAGACUAACACGCGCGAUUAUUUAAGAAUAUUUCAAUAAAACUGCCUGGCUGGCCCCGGGCUGCCCUUA
Messenger RNA from Oryctolagus cuniculus (rabbit), 2255 nucleotides. RefSeq names its product testis associated actin remodelling kinase 1 (gene TESK1). Gene Ontology annotation, cellular component: cytoplasm; nucleus. Gene Ontology annotation, biological process: protein phosphorylation; actin cytoskeleton organization; positive regulation of stress fiber assembly. Lineage: Eukaryota; Metazoa; Chordata; Mammalia; Lagomorpha; Leporidae. The record is from RefSeq and is a predicted model, not a curated record. Gene Ontology annotation, molecular function: ATP binding; protein serine/threonine kinase activity.